Messenger RNA from Prorocentrum cordatum, 2250 nucleotides. The record is from the annotation of a GenBank genome assembly. Lineage: Eukaryota; Dinophyceae; Prorocentrales; Prorocentraceae.
AUGCUGGACGGCUGCCGCCUGGGGAUCCACUUCGCCCAGCCCGACAACCGCGGCGCGGGGCCCGACGCGCUGGUCGACCAGCUGGCGGCGGCGGUGCAGCCGCCGGAGCCGGAGGCGCAGGAUGUGCCAGAGGGCAUCAGCGCGGCGCUGACGGGCGUCAACGCUGGGAUGUGGGCGAGUUACAUGCAGUCAGUCGCGCAGACGGAGCAGGUACAGUCCGCUAACACGUUCGAGUACGACAAGGACUCCGGGUUCUACUUCGACGCGAAGGCAGGUUUGUACUACGACCCGAACACUACCUACUUCUGGACCUCCGACGCCUCCAAGUACUUCGUGUACUGCCCCGACGAGAAGCAGCUGUGCCUCGUCGACUCCCAGGGCCAGCAGGCGCUCCCGCCGUUACAGCAGCGCAUGCAGAAGUUGGUUGGCAGUCAUAAUGGUACGGAUUUGGAGCCCAAGGAGCCCGCUAUUCCUCCCUGGGCUAAAGGCACCGACGCUGCUGUCAAACGUGAGCGCCUCACCAAGCUUGGAAGUCUGCUCAAGCUCCUGUCGGGGCCUGAGGACGCCGAGCAGCGUGCGGUUUUCGAAGCCGAGAAGCAGCGCCUGCAGGCCGAGUUGCAGGCCGACAAACCGCUGGAGGCCAACUUGCAGGGGCUCACCAGCCAGCUCAAGACCGCUCGCACGAAGCUGUCCAACCUGGCUGUCAAAAAGGAGGCUGCUCGUUCGAACCUGGAGAAGGCCAAGCAGGCCCUCGCGCAGGUCGAGCAGGACGAGCAGGACGCUAACAAGCACAUCGUGGAGCUUGAGGAGAGGUUGCGCCAUGUGGUCGGUCCCGCAGUGCAGUUUGAUGAUAAGUCACCCUCCCUGUCCACCUUCCUGCCAGGCAUGGAGGCCACGGUCGAGCAGUUCGAUGCCGUGGUCCGCGCGCUGGGCGGAUCGGAGCGUUUCAGCGCCGACCUCAUCGCCAUGCGCGCGCUGGUGCAGAAGCUCAAGGAAGCCCCAGAGGUCACUGCUGCACCUGAACCGUUUCAGCCUGAGGCUCACUCCGCUCCUCCUGAGGCUCGAGAAUCCAUGGAUAUCGACGAUGAUGAGGAUCAGGACCGUGCUAAUGCUCACGUUGAUGGCCUGGACGGUCGCACAUGCCGUGAACAUCUCAAAGAAUGUGGCAUUGAUGUCGACGUGGGCGGGGAAGACGACGAGCUUGACGAGCCCAAGGUGCGAGAGCUGCGUGAUAAGCUCAAGCGUCACUUGGCACAAGUUCAUUCGCUUACCAAGAAGUUCAAGACCAGUGCCACCUGCGACGGCGGGUGCUACGUCAUCGUCUCGGUCGCUACACUCACCUGUCACCAGGUGGCAGGCAGAGAGCGCCACAUGUGCGCCUAUUGCGUUGACGAGUUCGGCCUCUUGCUCGACGAGGGGGUUCGUCGACCUGAUGUCAAGGUUGCUGGCCAGGUGAAGGGCAAAAGUGACUCGCAUAUUGUGACGCUCAACUCGAGCUCGCUGGGUCCACUGUGCGACUACCUGGCGGACAGCACUGCUCAUGUGGUGCUGGCGCAAGAGCACCAUGUUCCUGAUACCAAGCUUGGCGAGCGACAGUCGCAAGUUGAAGAUGCUGGCUGGAGAGGGCUCUGGGGCCCUGCCGUGCCCAAUCAGGAUGGAGGGCCUGGCACUACAGGCGGAGUUGCAGUUUUGGUCAGGUCACAUAUUCCUAUCAAGGCGCCCCCUGGCUGCGCUCGUCAUGUCCUCGUCCCUGGCAGGCUUGUGGCUGCGCACGUCAUGUCCUUUCUGCCUGGCGGGGUUGUCUUCCUGUCGGCUUAUCUCAAGGACGGCGAAGGGUAUGGACCGUGUAACGCCGAGUUGGUGUGGGAGAUCAUCGAGUACCUGUCAGUGCUCAACGGCAUGCAGAUUCCGUGGGUCAUCGGCGCCGAUUUCAACAUGCCGCUCGCUGCCCUGGACCAGUCCGACUGGAUCGCGGCUGCUGGCGGUCUGGCUUUCGUUUCUGAGGCGCCCACCUGCAGGACUGGAGCUCUCCCAGCAGCUGGGCACGGUGGCUCCGUGUCGGGUAUCUCAGACACUGCGCUGAAGUAUUUGAGGCAGCUUGCGGCUACGAUCGCAGGUACGUACGCACACGUGUGGUAUGCCUGCUCUAAGUUCAUCACCGACGACGGGGUUGACGCUCUGGGUGACGAGGUUCCUGAGGCCCUGGCUAAGCAUAGGCUUGUAGCACUCCCUGACCUUCCAGAGUGCUAG